GCGUUGCUUACCCUGGUCGUGCCGACAGGUACACUUCUCUUGGCUCUACAUUCAAUACCUUCCGUAAUCCAGCGUUGAGAGAGGCAAAUGGUCAAUACAAGCCUGCGUAUGAACUCAAGGAUGGCUCACAGGAAAGGAUGGGACGAAGGAAUUUGAGCUUUGUCACUUACCCAUUUCCGAAAACACCGAGGCUUCGUACGAUGGUCAAUGCAGACGACCGUCACUCGGUGGUUCGCGCAAGACUGAGGUUCGAUUCCGAGACGUCGAGACUGUUUUUGGGAGUAUCAGUGAUUCUUUUACUGUUCUAUUGCGAUGACUCAGUUAGAGCUCUCGCCGACA
Acaulospora colombiana is the source of this 339-nucleotide messenger RNA. The record is from the annotation of a GenBank genome assembly. NCBI's taxonomy places the organism in Eukaryota, Fungi, Glomeromycota, Glomeromycetes, Diversisporales, Acaulosporaceae.